Patiria miniata (bat star) is the source of this 5359-nucleotide messenger RNA. RefSeq lists its product as uncharacterized. The coding region runs from base 115 to 4272 and encodes 1385 amino acids. The record is from RefSeq and is a predicted model, not a curated record. The transcript is spliced from 26 exons. NCBI's taxonomy places the organism in Eukaryota, Metazoa, Echinodermata, Asteroidea, Valvatida, Asterinidae.
UCUUGGAUUGCUCCAUGGUGUGAUCGAAAAUUGUCUGCUUUUUCUCUCUUUAAUGUACCUAGAGACGAACAGGACUUGUGUUGUGCAGAACUAGACAGUCAGUCAACAGACAUCAUGUCAAAUGCAAGGUCUAGUCCCCUGUGCAGUCUGCCUUCUGUCAGUGCAAUGUUUAAGAUGGGACCACCCUGUCUGCAGACACUGCACGCUGCUAUGGAAGAUAUCGACCGACAACUUAGCGAAAAUGAUAAAAGUAUUGAAGACACGCUGCGAUGUCUGGUGCAAGCUACCAACAGCUUAUCAGCUGACAAUGACUACACUAACAUCAAGGAUGCUAUGGAUAGUCUACUACACACGCCAGUGCUGGAGGAAUGUGCCUGCUUGUCCCCAGAGCCCGAGGAUGUUGGCGUUCUGCUCAGGACAAUUCUUAAGCACCUGACCACCAAUCCCGGCUGCGAGCUCACCACCUUCCGCCAGCUCCUCUACCUCUCCUCCCAUGAGGGCUUGGGCCUGCCAAUCAGAGCCCCCGAGCCCGAUCACAUGACCCAGUCGGCCAUGUCGCUGAACACCGUCGCCGACGCGGCCGACGAGAGCAACGACCUGCUGUGGGAGGACAUCCGGUCCCGGUUGCGGCGGUUCUUCUUUGAGCGCCUGCAGCAGCUGCCCGUCAGGCCGCGGGAUGCCGGCUUGUUGGACCUGCAUGGGAAGCAGCGGGUGGAGUAUCUGCAGAGCCUGUGCAUCCUGUACCCAGUCAGGAAGGUGUGGAGCAGCUACCAACUGCUGAGGUCACAGCAGGUCUCUACCGUCAUUCAGGAUGUGAUGACCCCAUCACUGAGUGAUGAGUCCAUAACUGAAGCAGCAGAGCCCAAGCCAGCUACCACCCUGGACCAACUGGCCAUGAGACUGCCCAAGCUGGUGGUAUGUCUAGAAGGCAUGAUUGAAGCAGACUUCACUGUCAUGUUAGCCAAUGUCUUUGAUGGACAGGUAGAGGCUGCCCAGGCGCUGCGAGAAAUCUACCUGUGCAGCCUGUCAGAGGAGCUGCAGACCUUACUGGAGAGAGCCUGGGAGGUCAAAGGUCAAGAAGCCAAGGCAGAGAAGAAGAAGAAGACGACAGGAAAGAGGAUGGUGGGAAGUGUGGUGGGAUCAUCGCUGUUUGGGGAUGAGGACGAGAUGGAGGAUGACAUGGAUUCUGAGGGGGUGGAGGUUGACAUCUCUAUUGAAGACUUACCGCCCUUGACUCAAGAUGAGCUGGUCCAUCUGGUGACCAUCACGGAGCAGCUAUCAGGCAUGGAUGCCUACAUCCACGCCCUGCAUCAGCAGGCUUCCCGAGAUUCUAGCGCUAUGCUGAAACAUGGACGCCCCAAGGGUAGCAUCAAAAGUGCCCUGAAGCAUACCAGGGAUCCAUCCAGUCGGGACACUAGCCAUCGUGGGGAGUACACUGGCCGGCGAGGGGUGCUGCCUGAUGCCAUCCCCCCACCGUUUGGUGUCACGCCUGGCAUGAUGACACCGGAGACCACGGCACAACGCAGACACCACAUACUGGACAGCCCUGCUAGCCAAAUCAAGUGGGAGUGGUCGUCCAUCUUGGAAGGGGUCGUCUCAGAUGUGUGCACCAGCCUGCCUAGCCUAGUCAAGAAUGUCUGCCAGUCAGCAUUACAGCAAGAAGAGAUGAUGCAUGCUCAGACACAAACUGUUCAUAUGGUCCCUGUCUGUGGGGAUCUGGUCAACAGCUUCUCAGAAUACCCAAGAAGCGUGUCAAAAAGCUUAAUCGAUUUGGUGUCUUUCCUGGACACCAUCCUGCCCCUCGCUGUGAACGGAGCAGAGGGAGUAAUGAAGCCACUUAGAGCAGCCUACGUGGAAGCCGUCACAGCCAGCAUGGGCCAUUACUUCAGGAAAAUCUCAAAUAUUUUUGGCACUGUUGCUAGUCCCACUAAGAGUUCAUAUACCAACAUUGUUGAGAAGUACAAGCUGCUUUCCAUCGCUUCGUUUGCCACCAGCCAUCUGACAUACUACGGAGAUGUGCUGGGCGAUGAUGAAUCCAGGCAUUCUCUCGGCACAGUCAAGAAGCAGUAUUCUGAACUCGUCACAAGUCUCAAAGGUCAAAUACUGGACUACCAAGACCACGUUAUAUCCACUAUCGUACUACAGGAUGCAGAGAGUCAUCACUGGGGUGAUCAGAGACCAUUCUAUGAGGAUGAGAGAUGCUCCUUCUCUGUCCAGAUGUGGCAUCUUCACCUGGACGCCUUGAGGCGGGAACUCUUCUCCAUCUGUCCUCCUGGUCUUGCUCAGGAGAUCUUUGGUGAGGUAGUGAACCGAUCCCUGGCCCUGCUGGCCCAACGCUACAACCGAGCCAAACCAUCCUACAAGAGAACAAGACAGUACAGAGCCGACAUCACCGCCCUCCUCCUCAUCACCCUAGACCAUCUCUGGUACCUCUGCCCCUCCCCGGGACCCCUCCUAGACCCCCUAUCCACCCACCAUCCCGUCUCCCCAAUCCACAACUCCUGCACCUGUCUCCUGUCAGCCUUGGCGGUAGUGGGCUCUCCCCUGGGGGACUUGUACCGGGUCUACCGUAAGGGUUUCAGCCAGCGGAAGGCCGGCGGAGGGAUGGAGAGGACCAUCUCGGAGCAGGAGGCCGUGGAAGGGUCCUCGGGGCUACUGUCGCUGGCCAUGUCAUCGUCGAGGGAGUGGCUGAGAUGGAUCAGGCCGGGACUAUUUGACGGCUUGCAGAAAGGAAUGGACAAUCUUCCAGACAAGCAGGCUGCGUUCAUCCAACUGAAGCUACUCUGCAAUCAGCCCUGCCCCAAAUAUCCACUGCUCUUGCAGGCAGUCUUGAUGAGAAACUGUCUGGUACCCACACUCAUGGUCACAAACACAGGCCCGACCCAAUCCCAGACCAGCCGGUUGAACUCCCUGUCAGCCUACGACGGUUGCAGCGGUGGGAUCUGCCCUGGGAAGCCCUGCCGCAGCUAUCAGAGCCAAGAUAUCCCAGAUGUGGUACAGCCCAUUGUGGACCUCCUAGCCCUGUGUGGGGACCAGCCUAAUGCCUUGACCACUGUCCUGAUGGCCAUGAUUGAAAAAGAGGAUAUAUGGGAGUGUUUUGAAGCCAGCUGCUUGCCUGGAAAGACAUUGCCUGUCCCUCUAUGGUUAGCCAGUGUCUACAAACUCAUCUCCUCGUAUAUCGACAGAGCCAUCAAGCCAGCCUUGGCAGUCCUUCUGAGGGACCCUGUAGACCCCAAGCAUCAGGUUGGCUUCAUUGACUCCGUCAAGGAGCUUCCCUGUGGAUGCCGGCUGAAGCAGAAGGCCCAAAUCAUCAAAGCCACAGGUCCCCAAGAGGACAUACUGACAGCAAUGCAAGUCUUGAUCACCUCUCUAGCUGACAAUGUAGGUGCACUGCCUACACCACUGUGCGUCUUCUUCAACAGUCUACAACAGCAUCUCAAUGAAAAAGAAGUGCAUUGUACACAUGACUGCAUUGGACUUCAGGUGAUUGCCAGCAGCCUGUACAACAGACUGUGUGAUCAGGAGAUGCUGGUGGAGUUGGCCGGCCUGCCCAUUGGAUCUCAGACAUACAGUGAGAUCAGUCAGUUUGGAGAUUACUGCUACCAGGUCCUGACUUCAUCCACUGCCAAGUGCAGAGACAGUCUACCCCAGCCAGUCUAUACCUUCAUGGGUUGCCACACUGACUGGCUGCAUAGCAAGAUUGACACCAUCAUCAGCCACAUGGACAACGAGUUGUUUGUGAACUGUUCCGGUUAUCCAUUGGAGGAAGCUCCCUCAGAGUUCCUAGAGCAUUACAGACAGAUGCAGGCUAGUCUCAUCCUCCAGGCACCAGAUGGAGAGAAGUAUCUACUCCAAGUUUACAACAUGCUAACAAAUAACCUUGAUUGGUUCGAACAUCAGUUAGAAAUCCCACCUGUUUUUCCAUCCAAGGAUCCCUCCUCCUCCCCAACCAAUCCCAAGGAGAGCCCCAUCUUCUCCUUAGACCUGACCAAGAGCCCCGCCCAUAGCCACACCCAUGCCCAGCCCUUCCAACCCCUGGCCUGCUUCAACACCUUAAACGGCGCCCAGUUUGACCAGACGGCCCUGGCCGAGUUCCCCUUCAACUGGCCCCGUCUCCUGCAGUGCGAGUUAGGCAUGAGCGAGGUGGGAUUCCGGACGCUGCUGUCUCAUCGGCACGAGAUGCAAGAGGACGCCUAUCUUGAAGAGGCAGAGAAGAAGCCUGUGCAUAUCCUAAGGAGCAAGUAUAACCUGGAGGUGGCUGAGUUAGUCUGAGGAUAGAGCAAAUCCUAAAACAGAUUCUACAAGUGACAUUUGGUUUGUGCUAGUUGUCAACUGUGUGUUUUUUUCAUCCAUCCAUCUGUUUAUAGUUCGUCUGUCCCAGAAGUCGAGGGUUGGACUCCAUGAUGAUCAUGUCCUCUUGGUCGGAUAGCUUUCCUGCACUCUACUCGGUUCAAUGCCAGACUGGCAUCAAUCUGCAUGCACCUCAGGCCAUUGUUGAUGUUGUCACUUCACCUCUUCUUUGGACGGCCACAUUGGUAGUUGCCAGGAAUCGCCCCCCAAAACACUUUAAUGCAUUGCCCCCAAAACACUUCAAAAUACACAAUAAGGAAUGCCAAGCUAUCCUGUGUUAAGCAAAUGAGCCUGCUCUGAAUCCCUCCACUUGAAGAUGUCUCAUCUAAAAAAAAAAUGUAAGAGAAAGGAUCAAACCUUUCUUGCCAAGAAAAUCACUCACACAUGUAUGUCAUUUCUGUUGUUAUUUGUUGGUUUUUUUGUACAAGCCAAAUUCCCGAGAAGUAAGAAUAUGCUGCCAUUGGGCCGGUCUAGUGCAAAGCUUGUAUGAUAAAAGAUGAUUCGGAAAGGAUUUUGCUCAUUAUUUGAGCAAUUUUCAAUUCAUUCUUGUCAAAUAGUCAUAAAUAAGUAUUCGUAUCUGUACAAAUUAAUAUGCGCAAACCAUUCAUAACUAUGAGUUACACAAAAACAGUUUGACAGAUAUUUAGUUUGUAGGUGACUUUCCUUGGGGAAAAAUGUGAACUUUCAAAUGACUAGAAACAGAUUUCAUCACAAAAAUGUGAUCUUUCAAAAUUCAUGAUCAAACACUCCAAAAAAGUUUGUAACUAUAAUAUAUGGAAUCCUCCCAGAUUAUAUUUCAUUUAUAUUGACUGCUGUUGUUGUUUAUUGAGCUUUUGCUUCAGUGUGCCAAAGGUGUAUUCAUUCGUUUUAUUUGACAAAAAUGUAUUUUAGCUAAGGAAUAUAGUAGAUAUAUUGUAUAUGUAAAAGUUUGUUGAUAUUUGUGUAAAAUUAUGUGUAUUUAUUGAGAACUAUGAUAUCUUUGGGUAUUAUAAAGCAAAAUAACACCUGA